GGAAAACACAGAGCGAGUCCUCCUGAGUGGAUAGCGAUCAUCUGAGCAAAGGGGGGGGGGGGGAGGAGAGCUGUAACUCGAUUGUGUUUAUUUUAAAAAAGAAACGCUUUUUUGGAAAUCAUGAUGGCAACUGAGAAGACUCCUUGAGUCCAGAGAAGCCACAGGAAAGGAGGGAUUGGCUGGUCGAGAGAAGAAACAGAAGCUCCAGUUUGCUAAAGGAUCCUUGACCAACAUGGCAACCCACCUGAACCUGUCUUCACAGAGAUUCUUGAUACAAUGAUAAAGAUGGAACAAAGGAAAAAAACAAAUAUUCCUGAUCUUCAAAAAUCAGAGGACACAGAUACAGUUCCUCAUGUUCACUCAGGCCCUCCUAAUGUGAGAGUAAAGAUGGAAAGAGAAGCUGAUGAUCCAUGGAUACCAAAUCACCAGGGCUCUGAGGAAAGUAAGACCUUCCCUGGUGCUCACUCAGGCUUUCCUAAAGAGAUGACAAAAGUGAAAGAUGAGGGGAAAUUGUGGCAUCAUCUGGCUGAAGAGGGAAGCAAAGUCUUUCCAACUAUCUGUUCAGGAUUUCCAGGUGUCAAAUCAAACUUGGUCCCCCAAGCCAAACAAGAGGAAAUGCCUUGGAUUCAAGAACAAAAGAUCUGUGGAAAAAAUGAGGUUCCAGAGUCCACCUCAGAGUUUUCUGUUGUGAAGGUAAAAGUGGAAGAAGUAGAGGAACCGCUGGUAUCGGAUGUCCAGGACUAUGACGAAGGGUUUCCUGGUGUGAUCAUAAAAGUAGAACCAGAAGAGGAGCCCUGGGUCUCGGACUUUCAGGCUGAGGAGAUGGCAACUGUGUCAGGUGCCCAGUCAGGGAAUGAGCGUGUGAAAGAAGAGGAAGAGGAGAACGUUCUGCUGGGAAAUCCUACACACAACAAAACAAUGUUGGCAGUGGUCAAAGGGAGCAUAUUCCGCUGUCUGGGGAAGCCAGAUCAAUAUAGGUCAGAAAAGCAGCUGGGAAAUUACCCUGGGAAGAAAGUUGGAAAGAAACCCUACAAAUGUUCCCAUUAUGGCAGGAUCUACAUUUGGAGAAAAUACUUUCUCGCUCAGGAGAAAGCUCACACAGGGGAGAAACCCUAUAAAUGUUCCAGCUGCGGGAAGACCUUCAACGUGCGAUCCUACCUCCUUGCUCAUGAGCGAACCCACACAGGGGAGAAGCCGCACAAAUGCUCGCUUUGCGGGAAAGGCUUCAACGUGAGGUCCUACCUGAUCGCUCACUGGAGAACCCACACCGGAGAGAAGCCCCACAUCUGCUCAUUCUGCGGGAAAAGUUUCAGCGGGCGGUCGAACCUGAACAGGCACCAGAGGAGCCACACAGGGGAGAAGCCAUACACAUGUGCUGUCUGCGGGAGAAGCUUCAGCCACAAAGCUCACAUGAUCAGGCACGAGCGGAUCCACACGGGGGAGAAACCCUACAAGUGCUCACAGUGUCUGAAGAGCUUCAGCCAGAGCUCAACCCUCAUUGCGCAUGAGAAGACCCACACGGAGAAGCCAUACAAGUGCUCACACUGCAAGAAGAGCUUCAGCCAGAGUUCCAAACUGGCAACCCAUGAGAGAACCCACACGGGAGAGAAACCCUACGAGUGCCCCUCCUGCGGGAAGGGCUUCAAUCACCGGUCCGAUUACAUCAUCCACGAGAGAACCCAUACGGGAGACAAACCGUAUCCAUGUUCCGUCUGUGGGAAAGGCUUCAGUGGAAGGUCCAACCUGACGAGACACGAAAGAAGCCACACAGGAGAGAAGCCGUACCUCUGUUCGCUCUGUGGGAAGGGCUUUUGCCACAAGGCUCACCUUCUCCGGCAUGAGAAAAUCCACACGGGGGAGAAGCCGUACAAAUGUGUGGCUUGCGGGGAGAGCUUCAAACAUCGCACUGACCUCAUUGGCCAUGAGCGGAGUCAUUCAGGGGUCAAACAGUACACCUGUGCAGCCUGUGGGAAGAGCUUCAGUGGGAAAUCUAAUCUGAACAGGCACAAAAGGAGCCACACGGGUGAAAAACCCUACCCCUGCCUGGUGUGCGGCAGAAGCUUCAGUCACAAGGCACACCUGAUCAGGCACGAGAGGAUCCAUACAGGAGAGAAACCCUAUAAGUGUUCACACUGUCUGAAAAGCUUCAAUCAGAGCUCCACCCUUGUGGCCCACGAGAAGACCCACAGAGGGGAGAAACCAUAUAGAUCAUGAGACUGGA
Molecule: messenger RNA, 2221 nt
Organism: Heteronotia binoei (common prickly gecko)
Lineage: Eukaryota; Metazoa; Chordata; Lepidosauria; Squamata; Gekkonidae
Product: zinc finger protein 883-like
Exons: 8
Coding region: 277-2214 (645 amino acids)
Biological process (GO): regulation of transcription by RNA polymerase II
Cellular component (GO): nucleus
Molecular function (GO): RNA polymerase II transcription regulatory region sequence-specific DNA binding; DNA-binding transcription factor activity, RNA polymerase II-specific
Source: RefSeq, a predicted model, not a curated record